This is a messenger RNA of Hordeum vulgare subsp. vulgare (domesticated barley), 1465 nucleotides long. RefSeq names its product protein PHR1-LIKE 2-like. The coding region runs from base 508 to 1272 and encodes 254 amino acids. Lineage: Eukaryota; Viridiplantae; Streptophyta; Magnoliopsida; Poales; Poaceae. The transcript is spliced from 7 exons. Gene Ontology annotation, molecular function: DNA binding; DNA-binding transcription factor activity. The record is from RefSeq and is a predicted model, not a curated record.
AACGGAAAACCCGAGUAGUACACUAAACAAAACCCAGUUGCCAAUUUGCCCUCCCUUCACCAAACACGCACAGCGACAGAUCGAGAAGCCAGAGCCGGAGCUGCUGGAAAUUCAAUGCGCCAAUCAUUGCGUCCCAGAAGCACCAGCACCAGCAACCAGGGACUCAUCAUCCGUUCUUCUCCUGGCAGUAAAUGAGCAGCAGCAGUUCUUCACCUGGACCUGGAGUAGUAGUAGUGGAGUAGUAUUAUUUCUCUUUGGAACUUCGGUUGAAUUGGUGAAGAAGAGAUGAUAUUGGCGAGAUAAUUUAGCGCCGGAAGAGGGCUUCACAGAUCACUGGUAAGAGAGAGAGGGGAACCACCGCAGGAAAAAGGCCGCAGAAGAGAAGGGGGAAACAGGAGAGAGAAAGGCGAGCAACUUUUUGUUGGAUCCUUCGCUUUUGGGGACGAAGGAGGAGAAGGUCUCUCUCUCUCUGUCCCUCUCCACCUCCCUUCUUGGUCGGAGGAGGAGAUGUUCCCCCCUGGCCUGAUCCACCACCGCGCGGACGGCCCGGGGCCCGGCGAGGUGCCGCGCUCCGGCGGCGCCCCCAGCCUCGUGCUCACGGCUGACCCCAAGCCCCGCCUCCGCUGGACGGCCGACCUCCACGAGCGCUUCGUCGACGCCGUCGCCCAGCUCGGCGGGCCCGAGAAAGCAACACCAAAAACUAUCUUAAGGACAAUGGGUGUAAAGGGACUCACACUUUUCCACUUGAAGAGUCAUCUUCAGAAAUACAGAAUGGGGAAACAAACUGGCAAAGAGACGCCGGAGCAAUCUAAAGAUGGGUCCUAUCUUCUUGAUGCUCAAGGUGGAAUGAGCCUGUCUCCCCGAGUUUCUACUCAAGAUGCAAAAGAAAGUCAAGAAGUUAAAGAAGCCCUGAGAGCACAGAUGGAGAUGCAACGAAGCCUGCAUGAACAAGUGGAGGUCCAGAAGCAUGUGGACAUCAGGAUGGACGCGUACACGACGUACAUCAACACCCUGCUGGAGAAGGCCUGCAAGAUUGUCUCGGAGCAGUUUGCCUCGAGCGGCUUCAGCGUCUCCGACCAGAGCCUCCCGGAGCUGUCCUCGGGCGGCGUCAUGUGCGGCACCGCCACCGACGCGCUGAGCUCCUCCGUGUUCCACCAGCUCUCCGUCAGCUCGAUCAACAUGCACAGCCCGGGAGGCAAGCCGUCUCCCUCGGGCAUGGAAGGCCAGCUGCUUCUCCAGAGGUCACCCGAGUUCAAACGCAAGUCCUGCUGAGUCCACAUUCUAGGUGGAAAAGUUAGCUUAAUCGUCUGCUGUAGCCAUGUCGAAUCUCGGCCAACCUGUAAAACUUACUCUUGUUUCUCUUGCUACUGCAUGCCAAGAAGCGAGGUUUUUUUUAUGGAUUAAUCGUCGACCUAUGUUUAUAUAUAUAAUGCCUAAUGUGCUGCUAGCCAAGUGCCUUGAUUGA